GGUUUUCAUUUUCUAUUCCCCCCAAAACGUAAGUAUAGGCCGAGUCGGCGGAUCUCAGUAUUUCACGCGUCUUUAAAUAUAGACCUUACCCUCACCAUUACUUUCUCAUCUCUCUCUCUCUCUUCGAUUAGCCAAUACGAAUCGUGAAAAACACGAAAUUUAGGGUUCUCUUCUUCGUCUCUCGUUUCGAUUCCGUUUGAUUUCGCGCCACAAAAGAGGUUCCUUAGGCGUGAUACGAAACCUAGGUUCGAUUAGUCCCUGUCCGUAUCUGUAUCUGUAUCCUUGUCCGUGUCCGUUUUACUGUUUAACCGAUUCGAUCUGAGAAAGGGGAGAAAAAACGAUGUCGCGAUAUUUCACAUCUCCACCGCCUGUGUAUGCGAGGAACUGGGCGAACGGUCAGAACUUGGUCGAAUCGACUAAGAUCGAGAGACAAAUAGUCGAUUCUAAAAAGGUGCACCGGAAAGAGAAGAAGGGGAAAAAGAGAGAAAAGAAACAAACGAAUGAGAUAUCCCUUACACUGCAGUAUGUGACCCCUAGUAGCAAGCAAGUCUCUGAUGAAUCGGAACAGCUUGAGAAGAGUUGUUUGACAGAAGAACACCAUGUUGGGUAUUUGUCUGAUGGUAGCCAGAAUAGUAAGAAGAGAAGAAGGGAAGCUUCUCCUGUUGUCGAGAGUAAUGUCACAGCUACGCCUGUUGCUGGUAAGCCACUACGGAUACGUUUUGUCUUGAAGAAACCGAAAGAAGCUGAGGUUGUUGUGCCUCAAGAGGAUCUUGUUUGCUCCACUUCGGGGAUUGUUCGACCCAGCGAAAUAGCAAGUUCUGUGUCUGGUCAUGCUGAGAAUCAGCUUUCGACUUCUCUUGAGACUGCAUUUUCUUCCGAGUCAAAGAAGAGAAAGAAACAUAGGACUAGCAAAGAAUGUCGGUAUAAUUCAUUGUUUGAUGAAUGUGUACUUCCCUCCAUUUCGAUGGAGGAAGACGAUGAUUGGCUUUUUGGUGCAAGGGCGCAACAAGAGAAGUCUUCUACUAUGAAGAUUGGUGAAGGCGUGGCCAUUAGCUUGCAGAAGUCAGGAGGUUCCUCUUUGCCUAGAGCUCAGUUUUUAUCUGAUGUGGGAAUUUUUUCAUUACCAUAUACAGUCCUAUUUUAGGUCUCCGUAUUCUUUUGUUCUUUCACAGCUUAGCCUUAGGCCUUAGCUUUGUACAGUUCCACUGAUUGUAACAAUCACAAAGAUCAAUAAUAAUUGAAUGAUCUCUGUAUUUUUUUUAUCUUCGUCUACAUAAAUUAUUGCAACCAAAA
This is a messenger RNA of Thlaspi arvense, 1293 nucleotides long. Lineage: Eukaryota; Viridiplantae; Streptophyta; Magnoliopsida; Brassicales; Brassicaceae. The record is from the annotation of a GenBank genome assembly.